This is a messenger RNA of Hyla sarda, 1584 nucleotides long. It is a transcript of the gene FBL, whose product is annotated as fibrillarin. Gene Ontology annotation, molecular function: RNA binding; rRNA methyltransferase activity; histone H2AQ104 methyltransferase activity. Gene Ontology annotation, cellular component: Cajal body; box C/D methylation guide snoRNP complex; small-subunit processome. The transcript has 9 exons. Lineage: Eukaryota; Metazoa; Chordata; Amphibia; Anura; Hylidae. The record is from RefSeq and is a predicted model, not a curated record. Gene Ontology annotation, biological process: rRNA methylation; box C/D sno(s)RNA 3'-end processing. The coding region runs from base 143 to 1129 and encodes 328 amino acids.
CUUACUUCCGGUAGCUGCAGUGGUUACAUGCGCAUGCGCAUCCCCGCCUCUUCCUCUAUAUCGCGGAGGCUGUCGGGAGAUCAGUUUUCUCGUGCGGCGGACACGUGUUGUGUGCUGUAGAUCAUCGGACGGAGCUGCAGACAUGAGGCCAGGAUUCAGUCCUAGAGGAGGGGGAUUCGGUGACCGCGGUCGUGGCGGUUUUAGAGGCCGCGGCGGCGGAGGAGGAUUUGGCGACCGUGGAGGUGGCAGAGGAGGCUUUGGAAGAGGCGGAUUUGGUGAUCGUGGAGGUGGCAGAGGUGGAUUUGGUGACCGUGGAGGUGGCAGAGGCUUUGGAAGAGGAGGUUUUGGAAGGGGUGGACCUCGUGGUGGGUCCAGAGGAGGCCGCGGGGGAAGAGGAGGAUUUGGAGCAGGAAGGAAAGUUAUUGUGGAGCCGCACAGACAUGAAGGCGUCUUCAUCUGCAGAGGAAAAGAGGACGCGCUGGUCACCAAGAACCUGGUGCCUGGAGAAUCUGUCUAUGGAGAGAAGAGGAUCUCUGUGGAGGAUGGAGAGUUAAAAAUUGAGUACAGAGCCUGGAACCCCUUCAGAUCGAAGCUCGCGGCGGCCAUCUUGGGUGGCAUUGACCAGAUUCACAUAAAACCUGGAUCCAAAGUCUUGUAUCUUGGAGCUGCCUCUGGGACGACUGUAUCCCACGUGUCUGACUUGGUCGGCCCGGAAGGAUUGGUCUACGCCGUCGAAUUCUCCCACAGGUCCGGGCGCGAUCUCAUUAAUGUCGCCAAGAAACGUACAAACAUCAUCCCUGUAAUCGAGGACGCCAGACACCCGCACAAGUACCGCAUGUUAAUGGGGAUGGUUGAUGUAAUUUUCGCCGAUGUAGCGCAGCCUGAUCAAACAAGAAUUGUGGCGCUCAACGCACACAACUUCCUGAAGAAUGGAGGGCAUUUCGUCAUCUCUAUAAAGGCAAACUGCAUUGACUCCACCGCGGCCCCGGAGGCCGUAUUUGCCUCAGAAGUAAAGAAAAUGCAGCAAGAAAACAUGAAACCCCAAGAACAGUUGACGCUUGAGCCCUACGAGAGGGACCAUGCGGUGGUGGUCGGGAUGUACAGGCCUCCACCAAAACAGAAGAAAUGAUUUUUCCUACUUUAGGUUUUCUUAAGACUUUAUUUUUAUAUAUAAGGAAUCCCACUGUUCCACGCUGCCCCCUCUACUCCUGCUAAAGAUGCUGGGAUCUUACCUCCCUCCCUGAAUACUCCGACAGAUGAGCAGAUCUGCAGGAUUGGAGGGGUGCUACACUGCCGCCUCUAAUAGCGUAUUGACAAGAUUGCUGCACUGCUCUCUUACACCAGGGGGCGCUGUUUGUCAAACGUUCAUGUAGUUCCAGGGGGUGCGGCUUAAAUGCGAUAGUUUUGUCACUUCCUUUAUUACUGGUAAUAUGCCCUGUACUGGGACAUCUGAUUGUAACAGAGGGCUCAUCUUUUUGUUAUGAUUAUUUUUGGGGCUCCAAUUAGCCCUUAUUGCGUAUUUUGUAUUCAUGCGGAUGAACAGUUCUUGGGGGGGCAAAGUUGUGAUAUAAAUUUUUAUCUUAA